Molecule: messenger RNA, 4684 nt
Organism: Danio aesculapii
Lineage: Eukaryota; Metazoa; Chordata; Actinopteri; Cypriniformes; Danionidae
Product: zinc finger protein 271-like
Exons: 4
Coding region: 2-2656 (884 amino acids)
Biological process (GO): regulation of transcription by RNA polymerase II
Cellular component (GO): nucleus
Molecular function (GO): DNA-binding transcription factor activity, RNA polymerase II-specific; RNA polymerase II transcription regulatory region sequence-specific DNA binding
Source: RefSeq, a predicted model, not a curated record
GAUGGUGAAGGAGGAGAGUGAAGAACUGAGUGAAGAUGAGGAGAAACAUCAUGUCAAACUUGUUGAAACUCACAGAAAGACUGAAGAAAGUUUUGUAAUGGAAAGAACAGCCGUGAAAGGUUUCACCUGCACUCAAUGUGGAAAGAGUUUCAGCCACGAAUACAAUCUCAAGCGUCACUUGCUGAUCCACACUGGAGAGAAACCUUAUCAGUGUUCAUACUGCGAGAAGAGCUUCAAUUAUUCAGGAAACCUGAAUAAUCAUGAGAGAAUCCACACUGGAGAGAAAACACACAGAUGUGAUCAAUGCAGGAAAACAUUUUUGAGUUCUUCAGAUCUGAAGAACCAUCUUAGAGUUCAUACAAACGAGAAGCCUUAUUCCUGUUCUGAGUGUGGAAUCAGUUUUACACUGCUGUCAUAUUUAAGAAAACAUGAUAAGAUCCACACUCGAGUGAAAGAGUUUGUCUGCUUUGAGUGUAAGAAGAGUUUUAUUAGAGCUGAACACUUGAAGCUGCACCAGAUGAUUCACACUGGAGAGAAACCGUACAAGUGUUCACACUGCGACAAGAGAUUCAGACGGUUACAAACAAUGAAAACACACGAGAUGAUUCACACUGGAGAGAAACCGUUCACAUGUACUCAGUGUGGGAAGAGUUUCAGGCAAUCAUCUUCCCUUAAUAAUCACAUGAGGAUCCACACAGGAGAGAAAACACACAAAUGUGAUCAGUGCGGUAAAAUAUUUUCGAGGCCUUCACAUCUGAAGAUCCAUCUUAGACUUCAUACUAAUGAGAGGCUUCAUUCAUGCUCUGAGUGUGGAAAGAGUUUCACAACACUGUCACAUUUUAGAGACCAUCAGAAGAUCCACACUGGUGUGAGAGAGUUUGUGUGCUUUUUAUGUAAGAAGAAUUUUUUUACAUCUGGAGACUUGAAAAAGCACCAGAAGAUCCACACUGGAGAGAAACCGCACGUGUGUUCACACUGCAACAAGAGAUUUACUACUUCAGGACAUCUUAAAGUACAUGAGAGAAUUCACACCGGAGAGAAACCGUACACGUGUACUCAAUGUGGGAAGAGUUUCACACAGUUAUCAAGCCUUAUAAAUCACAUGAGGAUCCACACCGGAGAGAAACCGUUCACAUGUACUCAGUGUGGGAAGAGUUUCACUCAGUUAUCACAUCACACAGCACACAUGAGGAUCCACAUUGGAGAGAAAACACACAAGUGUGAUCAGUGCGGUAAAACAUUUCUGAGGCCUUCAGAUCUGAAGAAACAUUUUAAAAGUUCAUACAAAGGAAAAGCUUUACCGUGCGUUCACAUCGAAAGCGGAGACAACGUCAAAGUAGCCGGAAGUCAUUCAUUUUCAAAAGUAGCCGGCAGCGAGGAGAAAAGCACGUUUAAUGUGGGAAUCUCUGCCGCCAUCAUUGAAAGACAAAGACAGAGUUUAUUGAAGGACAGUGAGAAGAUGAGUGAUCCAGACCCCUGCAGAAUUAAACAGGAAGAGACUGAAGAACUGAUAGAUGUGAUGGUGAAGGAGGAGAGUGAAGAACUGAGUGAAGAUGAGGAGAAACAUCAUGUCAAAACUGAAAUCGAAACUCAGACAAAGAAUGAAGAAAGUUUUAUAAUGGAUAGAACAACUGUAAAAUGUUUUACCUGCACUCAGUGUGGAAAGAGUUACAGCCACGAACACAGUCUCAAGCGUCACAUGAUGAUCCACUCUGGAGAGAAACCUUACAAGUGUUCAUAUUGCAACAAGAGCUUCAAUUGUUCAGGAAACCUGAAUAAACAUGAGAGGAUCCACACUGGAGAGAAAACACACAGAUGUGAUCAAUGCAGCAAAACAUUUUUUAAUUCAACAGAUCUGAAGAACCAUCUUAGAGUUCAUACAAAAGAGAAGCCUUAUUCCUGUUCUGAGUGUGGAAAGAGUUUUACACUGCUGUCAUAUUUAAGAAAACAUGAUAAGAUCCACACUGGUGUGAAAGAGUUUGUCUGCUUUGAGUGUAAGAAGAGUUUUAUUAGAGCUCAACAACUGAAGCUGCACCAGAUGAUUCACACUGGAGAGAAACCAUAUAAGUGUUCACACUGCGACAAGAGAUUCGGACGGUUAGAAACAAUGAAAACACACGAGAGGAUUCACACUGGAGAGAGACCAUACACAUGUUCUCAGUGUGGGAAGACUUUCAGGCAAUCAUCAUCCUUUUAUAAACACAUGAAGAUCCACACUGAAGAGAAAACACACAAAUGUGAUCAGUGCAGCAAAACAUUUUCGAGGCUUUCAAAUCUGAAGGUCCAUCUUAGAGUUUAUACAAAGGAGAAGCCUUAUUCAUGGUCUGAGUGUGGAAAGAGUUUCACAACACAAUCACAUUUUAAAGACCAUCAGAAGAUCCACACUGGAGAGAAACCGUUUGUGUGUUCACACUGCAACAAGAGAUUUACUACUUUAGGAAAUCUGAAAGUACAUGGGAGAAUUCACACUGGAGAGAAACCGUACACAUGUACUCACUGUUGGAAGAAUUUCUCACAAUUAUCAAACCUUUUAAAUCACAUGCUGAUCCACACUGGAGAGAAAACACACAAAUGUGAUCAGUGCGGUAAAACAUUUUUGAGGCCUUCAGAUCUGAAGAGACAUCUUAGAGUUCAUACAAAGGAGAAGCCUUCAUGAGUGUGGAAAGUGUUUUACUCAGCAAUUCCAUUUUAAAGCACAUCAGAAGAUCCACUCUGGAGAGAAACCAUACACGCACUCGUUGUUGGAGGAACUUUGCACGAUGAUCAACCCUUAAUGAACACAUGAAGAUCCACACUGGAGUGAAAAAGCUCAAAUGUGAUCGAUGUGGCAAAAAAUUUUGUUUUACAGUCUUAAGAAACAUCUUGAUCUUCACAGUGAGGAGAAGCUUUAGUCCUGCAUUUUGGUCCAGUUAGAUCUGAGUGCUGCAUUCGAUACUAUAUGUCACAGUAUAUUGUUGGACAGGCUUCACUCGUGGGUCUGUUGAUCUGGAUCUGUGUCAAACUGGUUUACAUCGUAUCUUUCCGAGCGCUCUGUUUGACCUUCUGUGAGCCAUUGCAUCAGGGUGUCCCACAGGGAUUAGUUCUGGGUCCACUUUUAUUUAGUAUUUAUAUGUUUCCUUCUGGGGAGGAUCAGUGGUUAACACUGUCGCCUCACUGCAAUAAGGGGACUUGUUCAAGUCCCAGCUGGGCCAGUUGGCAUUUCUGUGUGGAGUUUGCAUGUUCUCCCCAUGUUGGCGUGGGUUUCCUCCGGGUGCUCCGAUUUCCCCGCAGUCUAAACACAUGCUCUAUAGGUAAAUUGGGUUAAGUAAAUUGGCUGUAGUGUAUGUGAGUGUGUGUGAAUGUAAAAGUGUAUGAGCGUUUUCCAAUGCUGGGUUGCAGCUGGAAGGGCAUCCGCUGCAUAAAACAUACUCCAGAGUAUUGUCGGUAUAUUCCGCUGUGGCAACCCCUGAUAAAUAAGGGACUAAGAAUGAAUGCUCCCGUAGAGGCAAGUUACUCUAAAACAAGCUGAGUUUGAGUGUUUGUAAUUUGUUUCUUCACACCACUGCGCAAUAGUCCAGUGCUUCAGCAUCUCCAUUGGCUCCCUGAUCACUCAUGUAUUGAUUUUAAGACUCUGAUUUUAAUCUACAAAGCAGUACAUUGAUUCACUCCAGAUUACAUGUGUGAUCUGCUGCACUGAAGGGUAAAAACCAUAAGAAGGUAAGGAAAACAUUACCCACAAUUAUCAGCAAUGCUGUUUCUUUGGAUUUCUUUAAGAAGCUUCUUAAGACACAUCUUAAUCUGUAAUCUUUUGCUUUUUAUUGUUUUAUUGAUUAUUGUGUGUGACUUUUGACUUGAUACUGGGAUUUUAUGUAAGCUUGUAAUUCUGUCUUGGGCUGCGUUUGUAUGUUGUUGUAUAUCUUGUAGGAAUAUUCAUUGGUUUAACUCCGGUAUGUUUCAUAAAUGCCUCCUAAUUAACAAUAGAUGAUUUAAUUAUGAUGUGUAAUCCAUGACAGUAGCAUAUUACCAAUAUCUCAUUUAGUAUAAAAUAUUAGUGUAUAUAAAAAUAUAGUGACUAUCCAGUAAUGUUUACAUUUUGAUCUGUGUAUUGGUCUGUGUGUUUGUCCCACCUCUUCUCCGCUGAUUGGACAGAUGGGUAAAAGACGACAGUGACUUUACAAGCACCAUCUUAAGUAAUAAUGCGAUUUUUAGCAACGUUAAGAUGAAAUUUUACCUCAUACUUGGGUCAUUUAGUCCCAAUUGUACCCUUUAAGCCCUUACCUGUCCCGAUUCUCUUUAGCUUGAAGGUGUAGGGGUAAGGACUGUGUAGUUCUUCAAGCAGAGAUUUUUCAGGACCACACUGCAGAUUAAAAGGUAUGAGAGCUUUCUCUAAAUACCCCACUUAAAGCAAUAACAUGGCUCCAAAGCCGAACAAGUAGACCCACAAAUGUAAAAAAGGAGCAAUGAUGUUCAAUAAAGAUGGAUGGUUUGUGCUUGCGUUAAAAACAACAACAACAAAAAAAGAUUGUGCAUAUUAGGAUUGUUUUAGGGGUGAAAAGCCACAGAAACAAAGCCAAACAAAUAUCCUUGGUUAGAACGUUUACCACUAAAUGAUGUGAAAAUCCGUGUCAUCGCUCAUUUUGAUGCAACAAUACAAAUUAAAUAGAGUAAAUCGGUUUUCUCAGCAGUAUAUUAUGCAUGGGGAGUG